Messenger RNA from Spodoptera exigua (beet armyworm), 317 nucleotides. NCBI's taxonomy places the organism in Eukaryota, Metazoa, Arthropoda, Insecta, Lepidoptera, Noctuidae. The record is from the annotation of a GenBank genome assembly.
CUGUGACUGUGGAAGGCUUGCGUGUGUGUCGGCGUGUAGGUGUUUGCGAGUGUAUUCAGUCCGCGCGCGACGGCCGACGCAGACGCACGCGCCGCUGCCGAGUGCCAUGUCGCGCUAGGCGCGCCCCCAUGGUGUACCCCGAGGCGUCCCGCUGGGGCGCGCCAGACGCCGCGCUCGCCCCCCUCUACGAUGACGUCUACAGAGUUGGAAUCGAGAUGGCGAGAUGGCGGGAUGCAGAGAUGCAGGCCUAUAACGUAAGGUAUGAGUUAUUAAAUGACCUGCGACUUUCGAAUCGGCCUACAUCGCGUGUACAUUGA